GAUGUGGGGUAAAAGGUCAAGUUGUCGAUGACAUCAUCUAGGGAAGAUGGCGGACGGGGAAUCCGGUGGGAGUUGGUGGGGCAGCUGGAUACAAGAAAGUCUCCAAUCGGUCAAAGAAAAGUCAACUGAAGCACUGGAAUUUAUGAAGCGGGACCUGGCAGAAUUCUCCCACGUAGUGCAACAUGAUACAGCUUGUACGAUUGCUGCCACUGCCAAUGCGGUGAAGGAAAAGCUGAGUGUGAGUGUACAACCCGCAGAAACCUCUACAGGAGCAGGGCAGCAAGUCAAAAAAGGAUUAUCCAAUAUUCUUGGAGUCCUCUCAGACACGUUUGCACCUCCUCCAGACAAAACAAUUGACUGUGACGUUAUAACUCUGGUUGCAACACCCUCUGGCACCACAGAACUCUACGAUAGUACGAAGGCUCGACUUUACACUCUUCAGGCUGAUCCAGCCACAUACUGCAACGAACCAGAUGGACCUUUGGAACUCUAUGAUGAGUGGGUAGCUGGUUUUAAUCUUGAUGAUCAAAAAGGGGAAAUCUCAAAUCUGUUGGUGAACAGCCCUUCAGUCCGUGCGCUUUACACAAAAAUGGUGCCCGCUGCAGUGUCACAUUUGGAAUUUUGGCAUCGGUACUUUUAUAAAUUACAUCAGCUGGAGCAGGAGGAAAGCCGGAGGAUAGCACUGAAGCAGAGAGCAGAGCAAACUUCUCAUUCAGAGGAGCUCAGAUGGGAGGAGGAAGAGGAUGAAUUUGUCGGGGCUUUGCCUCAAACCACGGACCUUCACCGUGUGGCAGUGUUACCUGUGCAGUCUCCAGUGUUGUGCUCCAGCACAGAGAACUCAGUUGAGCUGCAGAGUAUUGAUGCCACAGAUGUUGGGCAACUAUCACUGAAAGACCAACCUGUAACUGCUGAACAAAGCCCUGUAGAGCUCCAACUGAAAAGCCAGAUCUCCACUUCCAGUGAGACGUCAAGGUCUGAGGACACUGUGAAAGAGUUUGCAGAGGACAUAGGGGAAACCACUGUGGCUGAGCAGGAAUUGAAGCCCAAGAUUCCCAAGACCAAGGACAGGCUUUCUACCUUGGCCAAAGAUGUAAAUGGGUCCACAAGCGAUCAAAAGACAAAGGACACUGAUGGAAUGGUAACUGAAGCAAAGACGACAGUGAGAAUGGAAAAUGCUAAAGAGGAUGGACCAGUUGAUUUGAGAGUCUAUGAACUCAAUUCAGACAGUGGAAAGUCAACACCUUCUAAUAAUGGAAAGAAAGGGUCGAGCACGGACAUCAGUGAAGACUGGGAAAAAGACUUUGAUCUGGACAUGACUGAGGAAGAGGUUCAGUUAGCAUUGUCCCGGGUGGAUGUGACAGAUCAGCUGGAAGAUGAGGAUUGGGAGGAUUGGGAAUAAAUGCGAUGGCACAUUGCCUUUUCCAGCUCCUUUCUUGAACUGAUUAUUUUCUGAUCUAAUGGACACGGUGUUUAUAUUCUCAGCCCGUAGUGUAUAUACAGGUACUGUAUGCCAUUGCUUCAGUAAGCUGUGUAACAUCUUUUAUACUGCAUGCUGUCGUAUCAUACACAGGCUUUUUAGCAUGUCAUUCCAGAGAACUUUGAGCAUGGUUUAUAAUUGUUCAGACUAAAGUGAGAGACAUUACUGUUUCUAAUGAUGUUUUGUUUCCUCGUAAUUAACGGCUGGUUGGUUGUGCAAUAUAUAUUUUAAAUUAUACAUGCAUUUUCUAGCUUUCAGAAAUGGAAAACCAUUAGUUUUGUAAUUCAAAUUCCCUUAGAUCUUUUACAGAUUUGCACUUGCAUCUAUGAAACUUAAAUUAUACAAAGUUAAUUCACUAAUGCAUUCUCUGUCAAAGAAGCACUUUUUAAAUAAAACCAAUGUCAGCUGAAGUGCUGACAGGAAAUUGAAUUUCUCCAUUCAGAGUAACAAUGAAGCAAAUGCUCUUUUGAUAGUGGAGCAUUCCAAAAUAAAAGUAAAAAUGAUUUUGAUGCUCGAACUGCUGGCAUUUGAAAUCCUGUGAGUUUACUGUUCUUAAAAAAUCAAGAUCCUUGCAGCUUAACAUGAAGUUUAAAGUUCAAAGUAAAUUUAUCAAAGUAAGUAUGUCACCAUAUACAAACCUGAGAUGCAUUUUCCUGUGGGCAUUUACAGUAAAGACAAAAACACAAUAGAAUCAAUGAAAGACUGCACUGAACAGAGCGGACAACAACAGUACGCUAAAGGCAACAAGCUGAAAAUACAAACGGGAAUAAAAUUGAAACAACAAUAAUAAAUAAGCAUAGAUAUCGAGCACACGAGAUGGAUAGUCCUUGAAAUUGAGUGCAUAGAUUGUGGGAAUGAUUCAGUGACGGGCAAGUGAAGUUCACACAAACUUGUUACUCAAGUUUCAAAUGGUCUAGACUGAAUUGGGUCUUUAGAACCUAUUCCAACUGAAAUUGUCACUGUGUUGGUUGUAUGUCUAAAAAUGCAGCUGGUUGUAAUGUCAACCAGAUGGUUAUUAGACAGUACCCACAGCCUAGUAGGAGCAAGAGGUUGUAGAGUAAUGAGAAGGUGCAGAGCUGUGGUGUUGCUGCCGUUCCCGGGGUGUAAGGCAAGCAUGCAAAAUAGAUCGAAAACCUCUUUACUCCACGUACCUUCAGAUUGAGGCUGGAGUUUUGUGACAGGAUGUGGAGAAAGUUAUAAAUGCAGUCAUCCACUGUGAAGAUCUGCAUCUGAUAGAGUUUGAAAUACAAAGCACUGGAGCUACUUAUUAGCAGGUUGUGCAGGAAGAUUAAAUGUUUCAGAUCGAUGGUGAACAAUCUUCAACCUGAAGCAUCAACUUUAUUUCGCUCUCUGUGGAAAUUGCUGAGUAUUUUCAAAGUAUUUUGUUUUAUCUUAAUUCCCAGCAUUCCCAGUUUUUUUGCCUUUUGAGCCAAUCAGUGGCCACUUUAUUGGGUACACCUCGUUAAUGCAAAUAUCUAAUUAGCCAAUCAUGUGGCAACAACUCAGUGCAUAAAGCAUGCAGACAUGGUGAAGAGGUUCAUUUGUUGUUCAGACCAAACAUCAGAAAUGUGAUCAAAGUGACAUUGACCGUGAAAUGAUUAUUGGUGCCAGAUGGGGUGGUUUGAGUAUAUCAGAAACUGCUGAACUCCUGGGAUUUUCACACACAACAGUCUCUAGAAUUCAGAGAAUGCUGCCAAAAACAAACAAACAAACUGAAUGGCAUUUCUGUGGGCAAAAACGCCUUGUUAAUGAGAGGUCAGAGGAGAAAGGUCAAAUUGGUUCAAGGCGACAGUAACUCAAAUAACCACGCAUGGUGUGCAGAAGAGCUGCUCUGAACACACAGCAUGUAGAACCUUGGAAUGGAUGGGCUACACCAGCAGAAGACCACAAACAUACACUCAGUGGUUACUUUAUUAGGUACUGGAGGUAUAUAAUAAAGUGGCCAUUGAGUAUAUUCACUAUGCUACAUCCUGGAUCUGCCUUUGCUACGGAAAUGUACCAUCACCAUUGUUUCUGAACCUACUGUUGAGGUUUGAACAGGUAAAUACAAAUUGGUGGAUUUUUCUUUUUAAAAAACAUACAGACUGUAAAUUGGGAACAAAAGUUGAAAAUGCUAGAGAUACUCUGACAUUCAGGUGCCAUCUGUGAGUGACUGUUACACAGCAGGACAUUUCUUCACAUAACUUGUGCCAUGAAUGUUUCUUGACAGAUGCUGUCUGACUUGCUGAGUAUUUUGAUUAAUAAACUUCUGGUUGUACUUAAGACCAAAGAAAUUUUCAG
Messenger RNA from Mobula hypostoma (lesser devil ray), 3757 nucleotides. It is a transcript of the gene bsdc1, whose product is annotated as BSD domain containing 1. The record is from RefSeq and is a predicted model, not a curated record. Bases 47 to 1399 code for a protein of 450 amino acids. NCBI's taxonomy places the organism in Eukaryota, Metazoa, Chordata, Chondrichthyes, Myliobatiformes, Myliobatidae. The transcript has 11 exons. Gene Ontology annotation, cellular component: cytoplasm.